AUGUCUGUCAUUCUCUGCACAGCUGGAUACGAUCAUACUAUUAGAUUCUGGGAAGCUUUAUCGGGUAUCUGUUCCCGAACAAUCCAGCAUCCCGACUCCCAGGUCAAUCGCCUUUGUAUCUCCCCCGACAAGCGGUACCUUGCCGCCGCUGGCCACCACACCGUCAAGCUCUACGAUAUCAAAUCGACGAACCCGAACCCCCUAUUGACUUUCGAGGGGCACACUGGAAACAUCACGGGUGUAGCCUUUCACUGUGAGGGAAAAUGGAUGGUUACUAGUUCCGAAGACGGCACUGUCAAGAUUUGGGAGACGAGGACUGGAUCAAUUCAGCGAAGCUAUAACCAUGGCUGCCCAGCGAACGAUGUCGUAAUCCACCCGAACCAGGGUGAGAUUAUCAGUUGCGACAGGUCGGGAAGUGUCAGAGUGUGGGAUCUGGCCGAGAACAAUUGUUCCCAUGAGCUCAUCCCAGAGGAAGACGUCUCGGUCUCCAGCGUCACCGUAGCCAGCGAUGGCUCUCUGCUAUGCGCCGCCAAUAAUGCUGGCAACGUAUUCGUAUGGAAUCUCAUACAGAGUUUCGACCGAACACAGCUUGUGCCUGUCACUCACUUCAACGCCCACAAGGAAUACAUCACUCGCAUUUUGCUGUCCCCGGAUGUCAAGAAGCUCGCGACCUGCAGCGCAGACCACACAGCCAAGAUUUGGGAAGUUAAGAACAUCGAACCCACUCCGGACCAGGAACCCAAGCCUUAUCCCUUGGAGGCCACCCUCACCGGUCACCAACGCUGGGUAUGGGACUGCGCUUUCAGUGCCGACUCGGCGUACCUGGUAACUGCUUGCUCUGAUCACUACGCGAGACUGUGGGAGUUGCAUAGUCAGCAAAUUAUCCGACAGUACAAUGGACAUCACAGGGGAGCCGUUUGUGUUGCUCUUAACGAUUACUCGGAAACGCGAUAA
Molecule: messenger RNA, 954 nt
Organism: Fusarium poae
Lineage: Eukaryota; Fungi; Ascomycota; Sordariomycetes; Hypocreales; Nectriaceae
Exons: 4
Coding region: 1-954 (317 amino acids)
Biological process (GO): regulation of actin cytoskeleton organization; TOR signaling
Cellular component (GO): TORC1 complex; TORC2 complex
Molecular function (GO): protein binding
Source: RefSeq, a predicted model, not a curated record